CCAAAAUGUCGAACCCCCGUGUUGAAGAGAUCGUCGACGACAAGCCCGAGCAGCAGGUCGAGGUUGAUGACAGCAGCUCCGACUCUGAGGGCGAGGAGGGUGGUAUCCCCGCCGGCUCCUCCGUCACCGUCCACUCGCGCAACGAGAAGAAGGCCCGCAAGGCCAUUGCCAAGCUUGGCUUGAAGAAGAUUGAGGGCAUCACUCGCGUCACCCUCCGCAGACCCAAGAACNNCAUCUUCGGUGAGGCCAAGAUUGAGGACCUGAACUCGCAAGCCCAGGCUGCCGCUGCCCAGCAGCUCUCCCAGCAGGAGGGUGCCGCCGAGCACACCCACGACCACUCCGACAAGGGUAAGGCCCCUGAGGUUGAGGCCAAGAAGGAGGAGGAAGAGGAGGACGACGGUGAGGAGGUCGACGAGACCGGCCUCGAGGCUAAGGACAUUGAGCUUGUCAUGGCCCAGGCUUCCGUCAGCAGAAAGAAGGCCGUCAAGGCCCUCAAGGAGAACGACAACGACAUUAGACUCGGGUUCGAGGAAGGUGCACAGACAUUUUCGCCAAGAGCGGAAAGAGCGACGGAGACGCAGCAACCUCAGUCGAUGUUCGCGAAGGCCAACGGAUACCGCCUGCAUCGCCGUCUCUCUCCCCUCUACCUUCCGUCAAUCCAACCCAUCGUCACAAUGGCCGUCGGACGCAACGCAGCCCUCAAGCUCGACUGGGCCAAGCUCUCCCAGCAGCUCUCCCUCAAGGGCCAAACUGCCAACUCUCUCGUCGCCUUCAAGAAGCGCAACGACGACGCCCGCCGCAAGCUCGCCCAGCUCCAAGAGCAGCAGCAGACCAUUGACUUCGCCCACUACCGCGGUAUCCUCAAGAACUCUGCCGUCGUCGACGACAUCGAGAAGCAGUUCAACGCCUUCCAGCCCAAGAAGUACGACGUCAACCGCCAGAUCAAGGCCAUUGAGGCUUUCGAGGCCCAGGCCGUCAAGGCUGCCGAGCAGACCAAGUCCAACGUCGAUGUUGAGCUCAAGGACUUGCAGAAGACAUUGAAGAACAUUGAGGAGGCCAGACCAUUCGAGGACUUGACCGUCGUGCGUAUACCCGGAUUUGUUAUCUCACGAGUCACCCCUUGUCUAAUAAACAUAUCUAGNGACGAGGUUGCCGCCGCCCAGCCCGAGAUCGACCAGCGCACCGAGCAGCUCGUCAAGAAGGGCCGCUGGAUGGUGCCCGGAUACAAGGAGAAGUUCGGCGAUCUUUCCAUUCUG
Aureobasidium musti is the source of this 1256-nucleotide messenger RNA. The record is from the annotation of a GenBank genome assembly. Lineage: Eukaryota; Fungi; Ascomycota; Dothideomycetes; Dothideales; Saccotheciaceae.